AUGUUGUCUGCUUUAUCGAACCACUUGCGUUAUCAUCGUGUAAUCCUUGCGUCACAAAGCCCUCGUCGACUUGAACUUCUUCGUGAUUGCGGGCUCAGCCUUGAGGUGAUCCCGUCUUCUUUUGAGGAAAAUUUGUCCAAGGAACAAUUUCCAACGCCUGAUCUCUAUGUGAUUGAGAAUGCAAAGCAAAAGGCACUAGAGGUGCUGCAUCGUGUGUCUAGUGACGAGAAAGCACAUUCCGAGCUUUCUACAGUAAUUAUCGGAUGCGACACUGUCGUGGUACAGGACGGGGUCAUUUUGGAGAAACCAAAAGACAAGGAGGACGCUUUCAAUAUGUUGACAAAACUUUCAGAUCGCCCCCACGAGGUUUUCUCGGGUGUGGCGAUAUUUACUACUGAGAGGGGUAUCGACAACCCGCACUUGUUUUUUGAGAAAACCAGUCUGCUGUUUGGCCCCUUGGAACCGGAAGACAUCCAUUUUUACAUUGCCACGGGGGAGCCGAUGGAUAAAGCAGGAGCUUAUGGGCUUCAGGGUCGAGCGCGGUGUUUUGUGAAGGAGGUCCACGGCUGCAGCAACAACGUUAUUGGCUUCCCGGUGCAACGGUUUUGCCAGGAACUCAAAUCGCUUGCGUCUCGCAACGAGAUUUAG
Molecule: messenger RNA, 648 nt
Organism: Peronospora farinosa
Lineage: Eukaryota; Oomycota; Peronosporomycetes; Peronosporales; Peronosporaceae
Source: the annotation of a GenBank genome assembly